ACGCGCGUAUUUUUAAACCGAUUAAAGAUUUUUUUAAUUUUCUCUCACGAAUGUGUAUAUAAAAGCAAUCUAUAUGGAGAAUAGAAAUACUUAUCGUAAAGCUUUGUUAACUACAUUACCGGCUAUAGAAACUUUACAGCGGAAUGUUCGUAAAACUCCUACAUAUCACGCAAGAAAGCCUAGGGAUAUACCAUUUCAUCUACCUCAUAAGAAACUAGUCGAAAGGAUUGAAUAUGUAGAAAAAGAAGCUGAGCCUUUGACUGGAUUUGCAGCUGCUCAGGAGGAAAGAUUCAAAAAAGAGAGAAAACCCGGGAAACUACAACUGGAGCCAAUCAAAUUAGACGAUGGUAGUAAAAAAAAGAAAGCUAUUACAAUACGAGAAUCGCGAAGCAGUUUCGAUGUCGGUAAACCCGAAGGAUCCACAGACCCUCUAAAGAUUAAACCAGUAGUCGCUUCACAGAAUGAAGUAAUAGAAAGAGUGAGAAAUGAUCCGACUGGUGGGUUUUUGUACAUGAUUUAUGCUGUCCAUCCACAGAACGUCUAUUUCACGCCAUAUUAUCUAAAUGUGGUUCCAUAUGAGGACAUAAACAAGAAGAACUAUUUCACCAUCAGCCCCUGCGGUGUGACACAUUACACUAACGAAAUGGUCUUCACAAAGCUUUCAGAUUGGGAACAAGAAUAUACCAUAUUCAUGAAAUUCACUGACAUAAAAUUCUUCCGUGUCUAUCGCUACUGGAAAGCGUUCUAUGUCUGGCGUAAGUCGAUAUUGUUUCGCAAGUACAGUAAAACGCGUUCGAGGAUUGCCAAAAAGCUGUUCAUUCUGACACCAGUACUGGGGAAAGGAUUGCUCAAUAUACAAGCUAUGUGCUGCGAUAUGUACACGAGAAGUUUCACCGAUCUCUCUAGGGAUAUGGAUACUGCCUUUUUCUACUUCAUAGAAGUCUUGAUGAAACGUGUCGAGUUCAUCCGAGCUAAGUUGCUCGAAUUUCGGUCUGUUGUAUUGGAAGUGGUCACAACCUCUUGCCACGCAGCGCUGUACCUUCAGGGAUUUACGUAUGACGAUCGAAAUGUGCCCCCCUACCAAGUCAUACGUGGUAAACCUACAGGUGGUAUGUCUUACACCGAGAAGGCGAAUAAGCGGAAAUACUGUGAAAGACUCGCUUGCUUUAUAAAGUUGGUGGAUUACAUGAAGAACUAUAUGCUGUAUCGUUUAACGAAGCGCUCUAACAUGCAAAUGGCAAAUAUGUUACGUACACACGUGCAGUUCACGCCGGCGCCAGAACUUCUGGCUGGGUUGGAAGUGGACGAAGUACUUGAAACUUGGCCUCGGCCAAUCGAUGUUUGCAAGUGGGCCCUAUUUCAAGUCGAUGCAUCCGUUCUCCCGUCGGGAGAGACCGAACUUAACCCCAGCGAAGAUGUAAUUUCUAGUUACCUGCAGAAAAUAACUGACUACUGGGAUGAAUACGUGCGAACCUUCCAUAACUAUCUAAACGACGAGACGUUGCAAAUAUUCGUGCAACCUUCGAUAAUGGGCAAACAAAUGGAAUGGACGGCCGGCGAAUCGCCUAAUCUCUACUUCUUGAUGAACCAAGACAAGGCAAUGCUGAGUGACAUUCAGUUCAUUUCGCAAGUACCGCACGAUGCUUAUGAAAAAGUGUGGACUUUCUUACAGCGUAUGAGACGUUUCAUGGACAAUUUCAGAGAAGCCCACGAGAUCGAUGUUAAUAUUAUUAAAGAUGAAAGGGAUGUGAACGCAUUCAGAAAGUUGUGCUCGGAACUUGUGAAGCAAAUGGAAGAUAUUGAAGACGUUGUCAGCUUUCAACCUUUAGGAUUGAUAUUCUUGAACCUCAGUCCUUUUCAAGAACUGUUCAGGCCCCAACCGAGGAGAUUGUUUGAAGUUGUUAACAGUACCACGCCUGAUAUCGGUCACGAUUGUAUCGAAGAAAUACUGGAAGGGAUCGAGUCGAUAAAUAACGAUAUAACAAAAGAACCUGAAAGCGCAGGUGAACUAGUAGCGUUCAAUUCCUUGUUGGAUGGUCUCGAAGGAAGAGUGGCCCACCUUGAAGAACGUCUUGAGUAUUUGCGUGAACUAUACGAUCUGAUGGGUGAAUUCAAUAUAGGCAUUCCACCCGACGAUAUGAACGAAUUCUUAGGUCUAAGCGUGAUUCUGGGCACACUGCGUACGAACGUUGACGCUCGCUUGGAGACUCGCGGCAAGUUGGCCGGCAUGUUCGCAAGUCAAAUCGGCAAGGACAUAAUGGAUUUGAUUCUUGACAUCAACAAACUGAGAGACGAAAUCGCGCAACCAUGGCUGUACGAUGAGAAGUCUGACAUGGAAAAAGUCUUGGAAAUAUUAAACGAUCUAAUGGAGAAACUCCAGGGUUACUCCGCAAGGGAUAAGCAGAUACGCGAAUGGCAGAAAAUAUUUAAGAUACCGCCAGCAAGGCUCGAGAUGCUCGACGAAGCUAUAAAUGACGUCAAGUUGAGACAAAUGCUAUGGAAAUCUUCUAAAGAAUGGAUGGAAUUAUAUCAAACAUGGUAUGAAGUGCCGUUUAAUACUUUGGACAUAGACGAGAUACAGGCGACAACCAUAAAUUACGGAAAGAUUUUUAACCAGCUCGAUAAGGGUCUGCCGCCGAACAAGAUUCUGCCUGGUUGUAAGGAAACAAUCAAUGUCAUCAAGGAAAAGUUACCUGUGAUGUCAUAUCUACGUAACCCAGCGCUGAAACCUCGGCACUGGGUGAAGAUUGAAGAGAUUCUUCGCACGCGUAUCACGCCAGACAUGGUGGUGACUCUGAAGAUGCUUGAAGAUUUACAAGCGUUCCAGCACGCCGAAGAGCUAAUGGAAGUGGCUGGACAAGCCAGCUCGGAGGCUGGCCUUGAAGCUUUGCUAAAGAAGGUUGAAGAGAUAUGGGCGACUUUAGAGUUCCCUGUAAUACUACACAAAGAUGCUCGUGAUGUUUACGUGUUGGGUGGACUAGACGAGAUACAAGCUGCGGUUGACGAAAGCAACAUUCACGUCAGCACGAUACUGAGUUCCCGAAACUGUGGUCCUAUACGCAGUCGUGUCGAGGAAUGGGCCAAGAACCUCGAAUUGUUCGCGCGAACUGUGGAUGAAUGGUAUACGUGUCAGCAGACAUGGAUCUAUCUUGAAGUGAUUUUCUCAGCACCGGACAUUCAACGUCAACUACCCAACGAGACCAGAUUGUUUACCAUUGUUGACAAAUCGUGGAAGGACAUCAUGCGUAAAUUGGCCAAGGUGCCCUUGGCAAUGCCAGCAGCGACGCAACCAAAGUUGUAUGAAGAGUUUGUUCGCAAUAAUGAAAUGCUCGAUCAGAUUAUGAAAUGCUUGGAAGCGUAUUUGGAAACGAAACGCGUCGCUUUCCCGCGAUUUUUCUUCCUUUCCAACGAUGAACUACUUGAAAUUUUGGCACAGACACGAAACCCGCACGCCGUCCAGCCCCAUUUACGAAAAUGUUUCGACGCGAUCGCAAAACUCGAAUUCGGUGUCAAACUUCCUGAAAGCGAAAUGGAAAUUACCGAAGAUGGCACCCUCGUCGAACGGGAGAUGUCUUUUGCCACCAGAGAUGCUUUGCAAGCCCGUUUAGCGAAGACUGCGAAACCGGAGGACUUGACAACUGAUAUCAUUGCUAUGCUGUCGCCUGAAGGAGAGAGGGUUAAUUUGGGCAAGGGUCUAAAAGCUCGAGGCAAUGUAGAAGAUUGGCUGGGCAAAGUGGAAGAGGCAAUGUUUGCUUCAGUGAAACGUUGUAUGAAAUACGCUUUGCGAGACUACAUGCAGCGCGCACGUGUUGAUUGGGUCACUCUACACCCCAACCAGGUAGUCCUUGCAGUAUCUCAAAUGAUGUGGGCGAAAGGUGUUCACGAAAUAUUUGAUCUGGAGAUCCCACUGCGCAUUGAUACAGGACUAUUGAAUUAUGAGAAAAAAUGUAUAACUGACCUGAACGAUCUCGCUGCGCUUACGAGGAAGGAUUUGACCUCCUUGUUCCGAAAAGUACUGUGCGCUCUGAUAACGGUCGAUGUUCAUGCCAGAGACACUAUAUCGCAAAUGGUAGAUAAACAUGUUCAGAAAGCCGUGGAUUUUGAAUGGCUCAAAAUGAUUCGCUAUUAUUGGGAGGAAGAUAUUGAUAACUGCGUGGCUCGUAUGUCUAGCUCUAUGUAUAUUUAUGGCCACGAAUAUUUGGGAGCUGGAGGUGUGCUAGUCAUAACGCCUUUAACGGAUCGUUGCUAUCUCUGUCUGAUGGGAGCUUUACAAUUGGACCUUGGGGGCGCCCCGGCUGGUCCUGCGGGAACCGGGAAGACCGAAACCACGAAAGACCUUGCUAAGGCGCUCGCCAUACAAUGCGUGGUGUUCAACUGCUCAGAAGGUUUGGAUUACAAAAUGAUGGGACGAUUCUUUUCCGGAUUGGCCACCUCGGGCGCAUGGUGUUGUUUCGAUGAGUUUAAUCGCAUUGACAUCGAGGUGCUUUCUGUGAUCGCUCAGCAACUUAUUACAAUCAGGAAUGCCAAGGUUGCUAAGCAGUCCCGUUUCAUGUUUGAAGGGCGUGAAAUCAAACUUGUGCGGACAUGUGCAGCUUUCAUUACUAUGAACCCCGGUUAUGCGGGCCGAACUGAGUUGCCGGACAAUCUGAAAGCACUUUUCCGUCCCAUUUCUAUGAUGGUACCCGAUUAUGCUUUGAUUGCGGAAGUGAUCCUGUACUCGGAAGGCUUCGAAUCCUCAAAAGGACUUGCUAAGAAGAUGGUCCAAAUGUACAAGUUGUCCAGUGAACAAUUAUCCAAACAAGAUCACUAUGACUUUGGGAUGAGGGCCGUCAAAAGUGUGCUCGUUAUGGCCGGGGCUCUAAAACGUGCGAGUCCGGACCAACACGAAGAAAAGACACUGUUAUGCGCACUAAACGACAGUAACUUGCCCAAGUUCCUGGCUGCGGAUGCCAUACUCUUUGCUGGCAUCCUCUCAGAUUUGUUUCCGGGCGUCGAUCUGCCAGUACGAGAUUAUGGUAUCAUGGUGGAUGCUAUCCAGGAGAUAUUACUGGAAAGAAAACUACAAAUAAUGGAUUGUCAAAUACGUAAAGUGAUUCAGCUGCACGAGACGAUGAUUGUCCGGUGGGGAGUGAUGCUUGUGGGACCAACUGGAGGUGGCAAAACCGUGGUCUUACAUGUAUUAGGAGACACAUAUACUCGUCUGUACGAGAAAGAAGUGCCAGGUCCUCAGUACCAGGUCGUACACAAAUACAUCAUGAAUCCCAAAAGCCUCAGCAUAGGAGAGUUGUAUGGUGAAGUAAACUUACAAACCCUAGAGUGGCACGACGGUAUACUGCCGUUAUCUCUCAGGACCGCUGUUCAGUGUGAAACAGCAGACCACCAGUGGUUAAUCUGCGAUGGUCCGGUAGACGCUGUAUGGAUCGAGAAUAUGAACACAGUGCUUGACGAUAACAAGAUGCUGUGUCUCUCAAACUCCGAGCGCAUAAAGCUUACUCCCUACGUGCAUAUGGUCUUUGAGGUUGCUGACUUGGCUCAAGCAUCACCAGCUACGGUUUCCCGAUGCGGGAUGGUGUAUAUUGACCCGAAUGAACUGGGCUACCUGCCGUAUGUGCGGUCUUGGCUCAACGAAGCGGUGGAGAAAAAUCUGUUCACCCAAGAGAAUUGGGAAUUUAUCUACGAGCUGUUUAAGAUGCUAGAAGUCGGAAUUGUGCAUGUCAAUGCAAAGUGUAGUGUUGGUAUUAAACAGGUGGAUAUAAGCAAGGUGGCUGCCCUGUGCAGCCUGCUAGGUGCUUUACUGUCAGAGCAAGGUGACCGUUUCGCUGACAAAGCGGCCGUCAAAGUGUACAUCGCCCACUGUUUCAUCUUUUGCUAUGUUUGGAGUAUCGGUGGCAACAUCCUUGAGAUGAACCGUAAACCCUUUGAGGAGCUCAUCAAGAGGCAGUUCGAGACUUUUGAGGAAGCAGAAUUCUAUCCGCAAGGCUUCAAUUUCUUCGACAUGUUUAUGGACACAAAGCAGCGCAAGCUGAAAGUGUGGGCGGAGAUCAUACCGCAAUUUAUAUACGAUUGCAAUAGGCCCUUCUUCGAAACUCUCGUGCCAACUAUUGACACCGUCCGCUAUGGAUACCUCUUUGAAAAACUUCUUUCUGUUGGAAAACCUGUCAUGUUCACCGGAAAUACUGGUGUUGGGAAAACAUGCAUUGCUGCCGAAAUUUUAAAGAAAAUGUCAUCAGCGGGCGUAUUUAUUCCUGUCAUACUAAACUUUUCUGCGCAAACCAGUAGUCCUCGUACACAGGAAGUGAUAGAGUUACGUCUUGAUAAAAGGCCUAGAAAAGCAAUAGGCGCACCACUUGGGAAGAAAGUCAUAAUUUUCAUAGAUGACGUUAAUAUGCCACGCCUCGAUGUAUACGGAGCCCAGCCUACUAUCGAGUUGCUUCGGCAAUUCCUCGAUUUUGGUGGUCUUUAUGAUCGCGACAAGCUAUAUUGGAAGGAGAUUUUAGACGUCGUGUUAUCCUGCGCAUGUGCUCCGCCCGGAGGUGGACGUAACCCGCUAACUGCACGUUUUGUUCGCCAUUUUGCUAUGUUCUACAUUUCAGCACCUAAUUCUGAUGCUAUGAAGACUAUAUUUAAGGCAAUCCUAUCCGGACACAUGGAAGACUUCGUGACCGAAGUGUCCGUUUUGGGUGAGCCAAUAGUUAACGCGGCAGUAGAGGUUUACUUAAAGAUUUGCGCGGAGCUGCUACCGACGCCCACGAAGUCUCACUACGUGUUCAACUUGAGGGAUCUAUCCAAGUCUAUGCAAGGGGUGUUACAGGCUAAUGCCGCCUACAUGCGUGCUCCACAAGGCAUGUUGAGAUUGUUCUAUCACGAAUGCCUUCGAGUUUUCCAUGAUCGUUUAAUCAAUAUAGAAGAUAAGAGCUACUUCUACCAUCUGAUGAGUACUGUGUGCCAAAAGAACUUCCAGCAACCCAUCCUAGAUAUUCCGGACACGCCAAUCAUUGAACAACCUCCGCUCCUACUCUUCGGUGAUUUCAUGAACUCCGCAAUUCCUAAAGAAAAUAGGCAGUACCAAGAAAUACCAGAUAUUGAAAAGCUUAUGAUAGUUUUAAAGGAAUACCUAGAAGAGUACAAUUCCAUGGCACGUACUGAGAUGCAUCUGGUACUCUUCCGUGACGCGGUGGAGCAUGUGGUUCGUGUGGCGCGCGUGUUCCGUGCGGAAAGGGGACACUGCCUCAUGGUCGGUCCCGGCGGCUCCGGCAGAAGAUCCGUUGCCACGCUUGCUGGACACGUGAAUGAAUGCAAAUGUAUGGGCAUGGAGAUAAAACGCAACUACGAUACGCCGGAAUUCCACGAUGACUUACGCGGCAUGUACAUGCGCGCGGGCGUUGCGGGCGAGGAUACCGUGUUCCUCUUCACCGAUACGCAGAUCACCAAGGAGGAGUUCCUGGAGGACAUAAAUAAUAUGCUCAACUCAGGUGAAGUACCAAAUCUGUUCGAGGGAGACUCGUAUGAGCAAGUGCAGACGGGUUGUCGUGGUGAGGCAGCUAAAGCAGGUGUUAAUCCGGGUGACCGCGAUGCAGUCUACUAUUACUUCAUCAACCGAGUAAGGGGCAAACUGCAUCUGUGCAUUUGUAUGAGCCCGGUUGGCGAAGCGUUCAGACGAAGAUGCCGUAUGUUUCCAUCUCUUGUCAAUUGCUGCACCAUCGAUUGGUUCACCAAAUGGCCACCAGAGGCUUUGCGAUCAGUGGCCCAUCAGUGUUUACAACCACUAGAAAACGUCGAUAUAAUAGAAAAAAUAUCCACCGUCGCUGUUUCUAUGCAUGAGGACGUGGAUAUAAUGACGAGCCGGCUGUACGACGAGAUGCGUCGCUACUUCUACACUACACCGAGCAGUUACCUCGACUUACUAAAGCUCUACCUAACUUUGCUCGACAAGAAACAGCAGGAGAUAUUGCGCGGUCGCGACAGGAUUUCUUGUGGCUUGCAGAAACUGUAUGAAACGUACCAAGUUGUGGGUGUUAUGGAACAGCAAGUGCGUGAUAUGGAACCGAUUCUCGCCAAAAAGGCAGCAGAGGGUAAAGCUCUCGUGGCCCGACUCAAAGUAGAACAAGCGGCAGCAGAUGAAGUAAAGAAGGCCGUUUUGAAAGAUGAAGCCGAAGCCAAGAUAAAAGCGGAAGAAGUAAAACAAAUAGCAGACGAAGCUAAAGCGGAUCUAGCAAUGGCCAUGCCAGCAAUGGAUGCAGCUCGAAAUGCGCUUAAAGCACUGAACAAGGCUGAUAUCAAUGAGCUUAAAGCUUUUCAGAAGCCGCCGCCCCUUGUACGCUUUGUCAUGGAACCCGUUUGUAUACUGCUUGGUGCUAAGCCUGAUUGGGAUUCAACAAAAAAGUUAUUGGCUGACGUGAACUUUAUCCGCAACUUGGAAGAAUACGACAAAGAUCAUAUUCCAGAUGCUACGCUCAAAAAAAUAAAAGUUUAUCUAACUCAUAAGGAUUUUAACCCUGACACAGUUGCCAAAGUUUCUAAGGUGUGCCGAUCUAUGGUCUUAUGGGUGCAAGCUAUUGACAUGUAUUCAAAAGUGUUUAAAGUAGUGGAGCCGAAAAUUAUCGCACAUAAAGAAGCGGCUGCUGUGUUAAAAAGCGUGAUGGCGGUGCUUCGUGCAAAACAAAAGGAGGUUGAAAAUAUAGAAGCCCAGUUAGCGAAAAUGAUGGAUGAACUCAGGUUAGUGGAAGAAGAGCGUAUCAAAUUGCAAGCGGAUGUGGACUUGGCAGCGGCCCGAUUGAUGCGAGCCGGUAAGCUCACUCAGGCUCUAGCUGAUGAGAAAACGCGCUGGGAGGAAAGUGUCAAGGUGGCAACAUACAAGCUAAAAUGUACCACUGGGGAUAUUAUAAUUGCAUCAGGCUGCAUUGCAUACUUUGGUGCGUUCCCUUCGAACUACCGCCGUGAGCUCGAGCAUAAGUGGGUUCAACAAUGCCGAGAGCUUGAAAUUCCUUCCUCCGAUACCUUUGAUUUGAUAACGAUAAUGGCGGAUUCAUAUACUGUGCGCACUUGGAACGCGCAGGGCCUACCUAGAGAUGCUGUUUCGACUGAAAAUGGAAUUCUCGUGACACGUGCAGGAAGAUGGCCGCUGACGAUCGAUCCUCAAGAGCAAGCAAACAGAUGGGUCAAAAAUAUGGAGCGGGAGCAAGGUCUACAGAUCACUAAACUUAGCGAUCCGGGGUACCUUCGAAUGUUAGAGAAUUGUAUACGUCUUGGUUGGCCAAUGCUGAUUGAGGACUUAGGAGAGGCAUUGGAUGCGACACUUUCGCCGGUGCUUCUCAAGCAGACCUUUCUUCAGGCUGGUCGGUUGCUUAUCCAUCUUGGCGAUAGCGAUAUCGAGUACGAUACGAACUUCCGUCUUUACCUUACCACAAAGUUGGCCAACCCUCACUACUUACCCGAGAUCUGCAUUCAAGUCACACUUGUGAAUUUCACGGUCACUCUAUCCGGCCUUGAGGAUCAGUUACUAGCGGAUGUGGUUCGUCUAGAAAGGCCCGAUUUAGAACUUCUGCGUUCAGAACUAAUCGUGCGCAUUAACACGGACAAAGCCACCCUUCUCGAGAUUGAGGAUAAAAUUCUCCGUUUGUUAUAUGCUUCUUCAGGGAAUAUUCUAGACGACGAAGAACUUAUUGAGACACUGAAUGAGAGUAAGGAAACGUCUGAAAUAAUCAACGCGCGAUUGUUAGAAACGGAAGCGACAGAAAUUAAUAUAUCAGCAGCGCGAGAGAAGUAUCGCACUGUGGCUACCCGGGGAGCUGUGCUUUACUUUGCCGUGGCGCAGCUCGCUGACAUCGACCCGAUGUACCAGUUCUCGCUGAAAUACUUCAACCAGAUAUUCAACAUAGUGAUCGAAAAGAGUGAGAAAUGCGACAUCCUCGAUCGUCGCUUGGAGAUAUUGCAUGAUGAGAUCACCCUGUCCGUCUACCGGAAUGUUUCGCGUGGACUAUUCGAACGUCACAAGCUAGUGUUCAGUUUCCUACUCAAUAUGGCGGUUUUCCUGCACGCUGGUCGAGUGCAAGCGCACCAGUGGAACUUUGUGCUUAGAGGAGCUACUGGCACCAAAGUGGUGCCCCCAAAGAAACCAAAUAUAGAGACCCUCACGGAUCAAAUGUGGUUAGCAAUAAACCAUUUACAAGAAACGGAUCCUAGUUUCGCAGAACUUACUGGAGACUGUCUUCGGAAAAUCAGGAUUCAACUGGGCACUUUUAUUUUGGACAUUCAUAUUGACAAAAAGGACGCAAAGCCCCCAAAAAUAGACUGGAACGCUCAUCUGAAUGACUUUGAAAAGCUGAUGAUAAUAAAAUGCCUGAAAGAAGAGAAGCUCGUGUUUGCCAUCGCGCAGUACGUCUCUAUCAGUCUAGGAGCUGUAUUCAUUGAAAGCCCUACAGUGCAGCUUAAUACCCUCUAUGCUGAUACAGCGUCCUCCAUACCUCUAGUGUUCGUACUGAGUACUGGCUCGGAUCCUUUCGGUGCUUUCCAAAAAUUUGCCACCGAGAUGGGCAUGAGAGAACGGGUGCACUCAAUCUCUUUAGGACAAGGCCAAGGCCCCGUCGCUGAAAAAAUGAUUACUAACGCUAAGCCCAAAGGCGACUGGGUCUUUCUGCAGAAUUGCCAUUUAGCGGCAUCAUGGAUGUUAAAUCUUGAAGUAAUAGUGGCCAAUUUGGGAAGCGAAGGCCCAGGCCUCAACCCAGACUUUCGUCUGUAUCUCAGUUCAAUGCCCACGCCGAAGUUUCCCGUCUCGGUGCUCCAAAACUCGGUCAAAGUCACCAACGAGCCCCCUAAAGGUCUAAAGGCUAACGUCAAGAGAGCUCUUGUAGAAAUGGAAGAGGACUUCUUUGAAAAUCAUGUAUUGGAGCAAGAUUGGCGGACAAUGUUGUUCGGAAUAUGUAUGUUCCACGCAAUCAUACAGGAGCGCAAGAAGUUUGGUCCCCUGGGCUGGAAUAUCACAUACGAGUUCAACAACAGUGACAGAGAAUGUGCCAUGUUGAAUCUGCAAAUGUUCUGCGAAUCUGGCCAUAUCCCUUGGGAUGCUCUUGAGUACAUAACCAGUCAAAUAACGUAUGGUGGUCGAGUGACUGAUAUGUGGGACCAACGGUGUUUGACCACAAUUCUCAAACAGUUCUUCUCGCCUCCCACUCUCGAAGAAACUUACACGUAUUCCGCCUCCGGCAUUUAUUAUUGCCCACGUUUGGACAAGCUGGCCGCAGUUCGUGAUUAUUGUGACACGUUGCCCGUCAUAGAGGAUCCUGAAGUUUUCGGAAUGCACGAGAAUGCUAAUAUCGCCUACGAGAAUAAAGAAACGAACACUCUGAUUCGUACAAUAGUGGACGUGCAGCCCCGAUCCGGCGGCGGCGGAGAGGGGGAUACUCCGGAUCAGAUCGUGUGGAGGAUCUGCGAUCAAACACGUGCCGCUAUCGCCAAGAGCGUGGACAAGUCGCUAGUGAACCCUGCACUGAUGGUGCCGGACGACAUGGGGCAACUGCACUCCCUCACCACGGUGCUGCUGCACGAAACCGACAGGUUCAACACGCUGCUCGCCCUCAUACACAGCUCGCUCAAUGAAUUGCAGAAGGCCAUUAAGGGUGUAGUGGUGAUGUCGGAGGCCUACGAGGCGGUGUACAACGCCUUCAUCAACAACAAUGUGCCGGACAUGUGGCAUCGCAAGGGUUACAACUCGCUCAAGUCGCUGGGCAGCUGGAUACACGACCUCACCUUAAGACUUGACUUCAUCGAGAAAUGGUUAAUAGAUGGAGCGGCGCCUAGCAGUUGGGUGUCAGGGCUGUUCUUCCCUCAAGGAUUGCUCACUGGCGCCCUGCAAGCUUACGCACGCCGCUACAGAGUGCCCAUAGAUGCGCUAAUGUUCGACUUCGAGCCUAUCAACUUCUUUCUGGCACAAGAGGACGUCUUUAAACACAGCAAACAGAAGAAAACCAAGGAAGAACCCACUGACAUGGUCGUGUUUGGUCCAUUGGAAAAACCGGAAGAUGGUGUCAACAUACACGGGCUAUUCAUCGAUGCAGGCCGCUGGGACCCACAGCAAAACCUACUCGUCGAUGCACUACCAGGUCAAAUGAACCCACCGCUUCCGGUCGUGUGGUUCAAGCCAGUGCUGUCGCUGCCCAAACCCGACUCGCGCUACGAAGCCCCUCUGUACAAGACAUCGGAGCGGGCCGGCACACUGUCCACCACGGGCCACAGUACCAACUUCGUCCUGCCUGUUCUGUUGCCCUCCAACAUGCAUUCAGAGUUCUGGAUCAUCCGUGGCACGGCCCUUCUAACCCAAAUUACUGAUUAAGGCCUACGCAGCCUAUGAUACGUAGCAGUAAAAUGAUAGCCUACGCAGGCGAGUGACUUUUGUACGCGGAAAGACAAAAUCCUAAGACUUGGCAUGGCUCAACGCACA
Molecule: messenger RNA, 12436 nt
Organism: Maniola jurtina (meadow brown)
Lineage: Eukaryota; Metazoa; Arthropoda; Insecta; Lepidoptera; Nymphalidae
Gene: Dhc16F
Product: dynein axonemal heavy chain 6
Exons: 68
Coding region: 74-12328 (4084 amino acids)
Biological process (GO): microtubule-based movement
Cellular component (GO): dynein complex
Molecular function (GO): dynein light intermediate chain binding; ATP binding; dynein intermediate chain binding
Source: RefSeq, a predicted model, not a curated record